Molecule: messenger RNA, 597 nt
Organism: Trematosphaeria pertusa
Lineage: Eukaryota; Fungi; Ascomycota; Dothideomycetes; Pleosporales; Trematosphaeriaceae
Exons: 2
Coding region: 1-597 (198 amino acids)
Source: RefSeq, a predicted model, not a curated record
AUGCUGGCGCCUGCGACGCUUGCUAUUUGCUGUCGGGCCGCCAUUGCACGCUUGCAGCCGAUCGCAUCGCCCUUUGCAGCGCUGGUGGAAGCCGUCGCGGGCGUGCGCCUUCGCAGAGAGCCUGCCGAGCAUGCGACGGGGUGCGCUGCAUCGCUGCAUCGCUGCAUCGCUGGUUUGCGUGUCAUCGCCCGCCGGCGGACUGCCUCCUCUCAGCCCUCCCCGCUCCUUGAUUGCGCAUGCUGCGAGGAGUCCCCGCUGAUGCCAGCUCCGCCAAUUACCACGAUGCUGUUAGCUCCAUCGUGCCGCGGGCUGCCUGCCGCGUAUUGGCUGUCUCCUUUCGUGGCUCCGAGACGGCCGUCCGAAAGCGGGCCAUUUUGCUCCCUGAGCCGUGUCAAGCGGCCCUCUUGCAGUCAUUUUGCGGACAUGGCUGCCUCGAUCUUCAGCCUGGCCAUUGGCCGACGCGACCGCUAUCUCAGCUCGGACCGCCUCUGUAUUGCGGCAUUCAUCUAUCUGGAUGUCCGGCUUUCAUCAUCAUCAGCCCAGAUUCGCAUCGUUCCACGGUGGACUGAAUAUGACGCUGCGAACGGCAGCACGUAA